UUUAUCGACCUGUCUGCUAGUUAGGUAGAUUUCACCUCAGUCUAUGUGACGACACUGACAUGAAGUUUGCUGACUGUUUAGGGCCACAGCAACAAUAACCUGAAAAUGGGGCUUUCUGAACAUUUAAAGCAAAGUUUGCAAGAUUCACACGCUAUCACUGCAAAACCUCCUCACUAUCUCAGCGAUCUAAAGUUCUUACUGGGGAUGAAAACAACAUGACGAGACAGGAAAAGGAGUCACCCACACAAACCAAAGACACCACCGUGCAUCGUGGUGCGAGCAAACUCUUUACAGUCUACCACUAACAACCCAUCACUGAAUGAUCACAGCGGAGUGUCUGUAGAGGUUUAAUAUAUUUAUUCUUUGCUACAGAGGAAGAAGAUAGCACUGCUAAGAUGUCACGCCUGAACUUGAACAUUUUUAUCUUCAAUUUAUUUUUUCUGACCCCAGUAUUUGUCUUCAGUUAUGAUUUUAAGGUGAUCCAGCCAAAGGUUCAGCAUGUGAACCCAGACCAAACGGCUUCAAUCAGCUGUGAACAUGACUCUCGUGGAUCUAAACUUAUGGAUGUUCGACUGUACAGAAUCUCACAGAAUGGGAAAGAAGAGAUGCUGUGUCAGAAGGGAGCUCCCUGUAAGGAUGUCAACCUGAUUCUGAGUUCUACCAAGUUUGUUUUCACUUUACAAAACAUUGGACCAGAAGCAAUAAGAGCUGCCUAUCGGUGUGAGAUAACAGUGGAGUAUAACGAUGUGGAUUACACCAGGAGAGGAACAAAGACCACACUGGUAUAUGCUUCUAAGGUGAUCCAGCCGGAGGUUCAGCUUGUGAACCCAGACCAAACGGCUUCAAUCAGCUGUGAACCGAAGGCAGAGGGAUCCACCAUUCAGAAAGCACGACUGUAUAGGAUUUCACAAGAUAACUCAGAACAGAUGGUCUUCCAGAAGAGCAGAGCAGAUUCCUGCUCGCCUGUCACCACACAUCAGCGGAAUCCCAACAAAAUUGUUUUCACUUUUCAAGACGUUGGACCAGAAGAAAUGAAAUUUACCUAUCAGUGUGAAAUAAUAGUUAAAGAAAAUGAUGUGGUUUACAUUGAAAGAGGAAAACUAAAAAAACUACAGAAAAGUGAAAUGGACUGUUCUCCUCUUGAUAAGUCUGAGCUGGGAUGGAUUCUGAUUGGCCUGCUGGCCCUGAUGUUCCUGUACAGCUGUAUAAUCACCUGCCUCUACAUCAAACGGACAGCCACCAUCUGGAGAAGCACCAAAGCUUGUGAGAACUCCACCUAUGUGGUAAUGAAGCCUCCAACCCACAAGGGGCAGCAUGAAGACAUUUACCAAAAGAUGUCGUCUUAGGCUGAGUGAUUGAAGAGUAAACACCUCACAUGAACAGGCAUUGAUAAACCCUCAGUACAGCUUUAAUAACGGUGUUCUACCGAACGGAACCAGCAGGAGGAGCCACAGACUGCCUGAAGAGAUUGUUCACAUUCACACCAGAAGAAGCUACCUGGUCACGAUGACCAUCAUGACAAACUGUUUAGUAAUAAAUGUCAGGUAUAUACAUUUGAGAGAAGCUUUCAGAGAGUUUUAUGUUUGGAUGGAAAAUCUGACUUGAAGCUGUUCAAGUCAGAACAGCUUGACUAUGAGCCAGUUUUUAUUAUUUUUUUCCUUUGUUGCUGGGUUAAGAAAUUGCAGAUUCAGUUUACCCACACACAUUACGACCUUUAAUAUCACUGGUACUAAAGCUAUUUUAUGUCUUAGUUUUUUUUUUUUUUACUCAUUUGUGUUGGUCUCUAAAUUCCCUUCGAGUCAGUUUGAUGGAGCUUCAGCUGCUCCUUUAAAUAUCAGGCUUCAGGUUAUACAGAGUUCAAAUGAUUUUAAAGUUUUUCAUUAAACUCUGAACGAAUUUAAUGGAUGUAAAUAUUAAACACAAAUCAAAAAGGAAUUAUGAAAAUAAAUCCCCAAAAUCUUUCGCCAUGCUUGCCUACCUCUAGUGGACAGAGAAAAAACUGCAUGCAUCAAGAUUUAUUAGAUUGCUUUGUCUUGAUUUUAUUUUUAAAUCACUUUUAUUGAAACAGAUAUUAUUUGUAAGUGUUUUAUGUUUUUAUUGUUAAGUUAUAUGCUUGUGAUCUAUCUUUGUCUUUCUCAAUUAAAAAAAUACGUAAAUAAU
Molecule: messenger RNA, 2160 nt
Organism: Poecilia latipinna (sailfin molly)
Lineage: Eukaryota; Metazoa; Chordata; Actinopteri; Cyprinodontiformes; Poeciliidae
Exons: 7
Coding region: 396-1346 (316 amino acids)
Source: RefSeq, a predicted model, not a curated record